UAAUUACAAACAUAACAAAACUAAUAUGAAUCCUCAUUAGACCAGCCCUGGACUGUCAGUUUCACUUACAGAACGUCACCAUAUAUAUGUACAUGUAUACACUGUAUGUAAAACUUUUCUCAUUAACAUUCAAAGUGUAGAUAAUUACAUACCAUUGGUACAUACAUACAGGACACACAUACAAAUUAUGUAUCCACUAAGCAAAACUCAAUUAAAUAUUGUUGAAUCCGAUACUUUUUUUCAGUUUUUGCUGAAUUAACUUCAAAAAUGAAUUCAUCAUCAAUUUCGUUCUGGUUGCAUAGAUUACAGAUUUUAAUACAAGAGUUUUUUUAGGGCCUUUGUUCCAUCUUCCAUAUGUUUGUUUGGUCUUACAUAGAUAUUGCCAUUAUAUGAGUUAUCCAUGGAAGUAGAUAUUUCUUCACGUUGUGGGUACACAACUGUAUCUCUGAUAACUAUAUGUACACCCCAUAAUAUAUAUUGAUUUUAAAAAUAAUGGCAUGUAUGAAAUAUUGUUUUCAGCAUUGCUCAAAUCCAGAAAUCCACUGACCAAGUAAGGAAGCAGUAUUCUAAUAUUAAGCAGAGAGCCAAAGAGACAGUGGACCACAUGAGAAAGACUGGCGGUGGUCCUAAAACAGAGGCCACUGCAAGUCAGUCACUGCUUCUGGAAAACAUUGGCUCAAGACCGGAAGUGGUGGGCCUUCCUGUCAACUUUGACACUGAAGAUUCCAAUUAUAACUUUCAACUGUCUGAAAUGGACCAGGAUCCAGAGGAAACCUGUGUCUUAUCUGUGGUUUCUGAUGACACAUCUGGACCUUCUACUUUCAGCAGCAAAAUGAAUAACCAACAUGGGAUUAAAAGGAAGAACCUGGCUCAGGGUUUCAGGGACCUAGAAACGGAAAACAUCAAGCUUGAGAACGUCAGAGUGAAAGAGGAAACAAAGAAAAUAUUGUUAGAACAAGAAAAACUGAAGCUUGAAAUAGAGGUACUGAAAUUAAAAAGGAAUUACUACUCUUCCGAAGCAAGUCAGCUAUGUGGUCCAACAUUACUUUAUGAAUCCUAAAUUAUAAUUCAUUUUUGUUUUCAUUAAUUCAUAACUUCAUUUAAAAUUACAUAUCAGUAGGAUAAAUAUAUGGCUAAUUAUGUAUUGAAUUGAU
This is a messenger RNA of Pecten maximus, 1154 nucleotides long. RefSeq lists its product as uncharacterized. NCBI's taxonomy places the organism in Eukaryota, Metazoa, Mollusca, Bivalvia, Pectinida, Pectinidae. The transcript is spliced from 4 exons. The record is from RefSeq and is a predicted model, not a curated record. The coding region runs from base 605 to 1060 and encodes 151 amino acids.